Molecule: messenger RNA, 1131 nt
Organism: Rubroshorea leprosula
Lineage: Eukaryota; Viridiplantae; Streptophyta; Magnoliopsida; Malvales; Dipterocarpaceae
Source: the annotation of a GenBank genome assembly
ACCUCAGCAAAAUGGUGUAUGUGAGAGGGGGAAUCGCACAAUCAUGAAUAUGGUGCAAAGUUUGAUGUCAAAAAGCAUUUUGCCUAAGGAGUUUUGGCCAGAAGCUGUUAAUUGGAGUGUUCAUAUCUUGAACAGAAGUCUCACAUCUUCACUUCCAAAUAUGAAGCCAAAAGAGGCUUGGAAUGGACGCAAACUUGCUAUUGACUACUUUAGAAAUUUUGGGUGCAUAGCAUAUGCACAUGUGCCAGAUCAGAAAAGGAGUAAGCUUGAUGACAAAGGGGAAAAGUGUAUUUUCCUUGGUAUUCCUAUAGAUUUCAAAAAUGGAAAAGAUCUAAUUGUGCAAAACUCAAGAGGUCAGAUGCAGCAAAAUGAAGGUUUAACUUUAGUUAACCUCGAGACUUCAAGAAAGGCAAAAGAGGAAAGUCUACUUGCAGCAGAACACAGUACUAGAGAAAGUCUGCCAACAACACCAGAACUGGAAUCUGGAACUAGUUCACAACCUCAACACAAAAAGAGAAGACUAGCAUCGUUGGAGGAUUAUGAGGUAACAAAUCUACCUCAAGAUGAUGUUCUAGUUACUCAUUUUGCUCUAUUUGCAAAUUGUGAUCCAUUGACAUAUGAAAAGUGGAUCUAUAAGACAAAGCUCAAAGAAAAUGGGAAGGUUGGCAAAUUCAAAGCUCGCUUGGUGGCAAAGGGUUACAAGCAAGAGUUUGGCAUUGAUUAUCAAGAAGUUUUUGCUCCAGUUGUAAGGAUGGAUACCAUCAGAUUGGUGAUUGCAUUGGUAGCACAAAACUCAUGGCCGAUCUACCAACUUGAUGUAAAAUCGGCUUUCUUGCAUGGAGAUUUACAAGAAUAGAUUUUGGACUAUUUUACAAAAAGGGUGACCAAACAAAUCUCUCAAGUUUUUACAGACAAUGAUUAUGCUGGAGAUUUGGAUGACAGAAAAAGCACUUCUGGGUAUGUUUUUAUGUUGGGAUCUGGUGUAGUUUCAUGGUCUUCAAAGAAGUAGCCCAUUGUGACUUUGUUCAUGACAGAAGCAGAGUAUGUGGCAGCAACUUCAUGUGCUUGUAAAGCUAUUUGGUUGAGAAGAAUUCUGGAAGAACUUGAGAUGAAUCAACAUGAGGCCACUUC